AUGGGCAUGCACAAUUUCUACAAGCAAGCCAGUGACAGUUCAAAUCAAAAAAGCUUUUUAAAAAACUCCGCCGGCUUUUUUAUUAGCCACAUAUACCCAGAAUAUUGCUUACCUCAUUCCCAUGAUGUUGUCUCUGAAGUUGCAACACAAACUAUCACAUCAAACUGCGCUGGUAUAUACUACUACAUGUUCAAGGGUCUAUAUAUAAUUGAACAAAGACGAAGAGUUUAUGAAGUGAAGGAGUGUUUCAAUGAAGUUAAAACAGCCACCGGAGAGACCAGCUGGGAAGACCGGCUCUUAACUGACGUUGUCCUGAAACCCAGUUUGGGUCAAGUUUCAGAAUCUUUUCUUGCAAUAGAAGUAACUCUAUAUAAUCUCACGACACUAUUUACGGACUAUCCAAGCAUUCAGAACACCAUUGAAGCUGUAAGCUAUGGGGCCGCAUCAAUUCAAGAUCAGAACCGCGAGACAUCCAACUCUAACACUGAAACUGAAAAAACUAUCAGUAAGGAAUUUCAUGCCAUAGUCAUCAGAGCUGAAGUGGAUCAUGAAUCGAUCGGGAUUAUUAAAAGAUCUCUAGAAUCCGUUCCAAGCUUCCAGAGAAAACACAUUGAAUCAGAAUUCAAGAAAAUAUAUCUUUCUUACGAUCACAAUACUCCUGAUCCUAAAAGUUUUAUUAUAGUAUUUGAAUCAACUGAGAAUCAUGAGAAUUCUGAGGCAGUAAUAUUUGUCGAAAGUAAAAGAGGCAGAGAACGUCUUAAGGAGCAAGAAACUGAAUAUCUAUACUACUCUUUAUACAGUUUUGCUUACGUGGCUCUUUUAUUUUCAGUAUCCAUGGUUUUCAUGUUUGUUCCUGCAAUAAACCAGACAUUGGACCACUUCAUGGUCUAUAAGCUGACUCUAGGAACAAUUGUCAGGUGGGUGGCAUCUACUCCCAUGCAGAUCCUCGCAUUCUCCCAAUUUUUUACAGCAUCAUACAAAGGAUUGGGCUCUUUGUCGAUUGACACGGAUGUUUCAGUUGCCCUAAAAGCAACCCUGAUCUAUUUGUAUUCAGUGUUCGUAACCGUUUUCUCUUCAAAAUUUCAGGGGAUGGAUUAUUUUGGGUCCAUUUUAAACUUUAUGGCAUUCUGUCUUCUUGGGAGGUAUUUAUAUGCAUUUUUUAAGAGGAGAAGAUCUGUGGUCAUCUCCAAGCAUAAUAAUGGCUUAGCAAUGGAAACAUCAAUAAUUUUGAAUUUCGAUCAUGAAGGAAUGUUGAACAGGAAAGAAUGCAAAAACCGGUCGACACAGAGGAGUGAUGUGAUGACAAUUAUAUUUGGUGCAAGAACAGUUGGUAACUGGGAAUAUAGUAAGAAUGGAUUAGUAUCGCAUUAUAAUGGGAGAAUUUGUGGAUCAGAAAGUGUUGUCUCGCAGAUUGCUCAACUCGUUGAGUCCGACCAGAUGCUGGAAGGUCAUGCGCAGAAGUUUGCUUCUACCAUUGCGGGAGGCUUGAUGUUUUUGGGCAUUCCAUUUUCCAUAUCCGCAGGGCUAUUUUGGUAUUUAGGUGGUAAGCUCCAUGGUUACCCAGAAUGGUGGUUACCUAAUUCCAUGGAUUUCUCUGAAGUUGCAACCCAGGUUUGGAUAUCUGUUUUUACCAUAAGCUCCUCGUCUUCUCUCGCUCUCGCCACUCAAAUUGCUCUUAUGGUCGCUACUACAGUUGGGGCAAAACGGGGUAUUCUGUUUCCAAGUACAAGAGCUUUAGAAAGUCAACGUAAGGUAAAUUGCAUUGUGUUUAACAAGAAAACACUUACAAUUGGAAAUCCAGUGGUUGUUGCCGUAAAGCUUCUGAAUCCGGCUAUUAAAAUUCAAGAAUUUCUAGAACUUGUCGCUGCAGUUGAGGUAGGGUGCUACAGUCGAUUUGAGGCAAAUAGCAGGCAUCCUUUAGCAAAACCUAUUAUAGAAUAUGCCCGUAAAUGCAGAGAAGACCCGGACAGCUCCUUCUGGCCAGAAGCACGCGAUUUCGUCUCUGUUCCAGGCCGAGGGGUGAAAGCCAUUGUGCGGAAUAUGGAAAUUUUGGUCGGAAACAAGAGAUUUCUGGUUGAAAACAGUGUUGCUAUACCAGAUAUGAUACUUGAAGGACCGAAAAGGACAUCCGGAACUGUGACUUUUGUAUCAAUAGACCGGGAAGUAACGGGAGUGUUAGAAAUAUAUGAUGAACUGAAACCAGGUGUAAACCAAAUCAUUUCCAUUCUCAACGAGUCUAUGAAAAUUAAAACCGUCAUGGUGACUGGUGAUGAUCACGAAACUUCCAUUUCCAUUGCCAGGGAAGUCGGGAUAGGAAUGGUGAUUGCAGAAGCUAAGUCAGAGCAGAAAGUUGAAAAAGUGAAGGAGUUGCAGGAUGGAGGGUUUGUAGUGGCAAUGGUAGAUUCUUGUACAACUAAUUCAACUUCGCUCAUAGAAGCAGAUGUCGGUAUGGCAAUGGGAGCAGGGACUAGCAUUACUACAGAGGCGGCGGAUAUUGUUUUGACUAACAACAACUUGGAAGAUGUCAUUACUGCAAUUGAUCUUUGCAAUAAGACCAUUGCUCGUAACGAGCUGAAUCUAAAAUAUGGAAUCAUUCAUAAUGUGAUUGGUAUUCCAAUUGCUACUGCUGCACCGUUCUUACUCGGAUUCGUCAUACAGCCGUGGGUUGCUGGAAGUAUAGCCACAUGCUCCUCUCUGGUUUUGGUUACGUCGUCCUAUUUGUUGAAAAAAUAUACAAGCCCAAAAGAGCUCGAAACCCUAGAGUUGAACAAUGUAAUUGUGCAAUUAUGUAAAACCGCGGUUUCAGUUCUAGGAAAUAUGCAAUGUGCAGAACCUCCAUGGAAAAGAACCUGA
This is a messenger RNA of Mercurialis annua (annual mercury), 2853 nucleotides long. Its product is annotated as probable copper-transporting ATPase HMA5. Gene Ontology annotation, molecular function: ATP hydrolysis activity; ATP binding; transporter activity. Bases 1 to 2853 code for a protein of 950 amino acids. The transcript has 10 exons. Gene Ontology annotation, cellular component: membrane. NCBI's taxonomy places the organism in Eukaryota, Viridiplantae, Streptophyta, Magnoliopsida, Malpighiales, Euphorbiaceae. The record is from RefSeq and is a predicted model, not a curated record.